Molecule: messenger RNA, 1926 nt
Organism: Rotaria sordida
Lineage: Eukaryota; Metazoa; Rotifera; Eurotatoria; Philodinida; Philodinidae
Source: the annotation of a GenBank genome assembly
AUGAUUUCAAAGUGCAAUUUAUUACUUGUAUCAAUUGUUCUUGUGGCAAUUUUAUGUUGUUGGGCAACAACAAGUGUCGAUGAAACGAGAAAUAUUUCAAUGAUGACAGACGAUAAAGAUGAUCAUGUUAAAAGAAAUGGAAAAUAUCUUAAUUAUCUUCGUCUUCCAGAUGGCCAAUGCCAUAAUUGUUCCACAUACAAAUGUACCAAUCAUAAGUCAAAUAUGGGUGGUUCAGAAUGGUGUAUUAUGUUAUUUCCUGAUGCUCUUGCUCAUUGUGAUACUGAUCCAAAUUGUGGUGGAUAUACAAUGACAACAGCUGAAUGGUUUCAUAAAAAAUACGAUAAAAAUGGACAAGUUGCCGUUCAUUUGGCUAAAUCUGGUCAAAAACCAAUUUCUUGUUUAUUAUCAGAAUGGAGCAGUUAUGAAAAACAAAAUGUUAUUCGUGAUACUCCUGUAACAUAUGGAAUAACAACAUGUGGAAAUAAUAAUCAAGAGACAUGCGAAAAAUCACAAAAUUUUAAUUAUAUGUUUGUUAGUAAUUCAAAUGCUGUCGAGAGUACUUCAUCAUAUUCAUGUUACAAUCAUCUAAAUAAAUUCGAAAAUAAGGAUUUUAAAUGCAUUUUACCAAUGGUUGAUGGUAUCGCACUUUGUAAUUCCGAUGAUCAAUGUGAAGGAUUUAUGAUUAAUACAGAUGAAAAUUGGCAAAAGAAGUUUUUGAAUAAUGGAAUGCAAACAGUACAAUUGUUCGGAAAAGGUGUUACAUAUACGCCAAGUGGAACAUGGCCGAAAAAAGAAUCACUUCGCCAACAUGAAAUACCAUCACGAUUAAUUAUUGGUUUUGAACCUUUUACACCAGAAAAUGGCUUAUUGACAUCAACAAUGAAACCUUGUCGUCAUAAAUUAGCCGCAUAUUAUGGUGAUCGAUUGAAAUCAUCGAGUGCUAUUGAACAACGAUUAAAAACUAUUAUCGAAACGACAACAAAACAAGCACUAUUGAAUAAAAAAGACGAACAUUUCUUUAUUUCUACGGACGGAGAUUCAUUGACAGCCGUAUGUUUAUCUCAUAUGAUUGAGCAUGAUCUAGGAAUUUCUGUACCAAUAAGUAUACUUUUACAACCAGAUAUUACUAUCCAACAUCCAACUAUAGAGACAUUAUUAUCUGACUCGGAGUUACAGUUAGAUAUAACUGUAGAUCAAAGGAAAAAUAGCAGCACAUCUCCUACACUGAUUUUCAUUACUGGCACAACAGGAUUUGCCGGUGCAUUUUUAUUAGCCGAAUUAUUAUCUGUUUAUUCUCGUGAAUGUAAAUUUGUUUGUCUGGUACGAUAUCAGCCUUCAAUGAAUCCUUUAGAUCGUAUUCGAGAAAAUCUUCUCUUUUAUAAGAUCUGGAAAGAAGAUUUUCAAGAACGAAUUAUUCCGUUGAAAGGUGAUUUGGAAGAAACAUGUUUUGGAUUAGAUCAUGAAAUCUAUCAUUUUUGUGCUCAACAAAUCGAUAUUAUCUUACACUGUGGUGCUGCUGUCAAUUUUCUACUUCCCUACAGUAAACUGUAUCGUUCAAAUGUGUUUGGUACGCAAGAAAUUAUUCGUUUGGCAACACAUACAAUUGCUUGUAUACCCAUUCAUUAUAUUUCAACGUUAAGUGUUCUAUCAUCGAAUGUUAACAAAGAAGUAUCGAUUGAAGAAAUUGCUCCAGAUAGUUUGAUUAGUGGUUAUGCACAAAGCAAAUUGGUAGCAGAACAACUGAUGAGUAAAGCCAACCGUUUAGGCUUACCGGUGAGGAUUUAUCGUCUCGGAUCGAUAUGCGCUAGUACGGAAACAGGUGCUUGUAAUCGAAGUGAUCUUCAUACGUUUUUAUUUAUUGCUAUGAUGAAACUAAAGUUACCCGGAGACCAUGGUUCAUACUCGUUCACAUGCGUUACUAGUUGA